Molecule: messenger RNA, 9821 nt
Organism: Melanotaenia boesemani (Boeseman's rainbowfish)
Lineage: Eukaryota; Metazoa; Chordata; Actinopteri; Atheriniformes; Melanotaeniidae
Gene: notch3
Product: notch receptor 3
Exons: 33
Coding region: 210-7622 (2470 amino acids)
Biological process (GO): Notch signaling pathway; multicellular organism development; regulation of DNA-templated transcription
Cellular component (GO): membrane
Molecular function (GO): calcium ion binding; signaling receptor activity; protein binding
Source: RefSeq, a predicted model, not a curated record
AGGAGAAUCACAGCAGCCGUGGCCGUGCUGCGGAGGAUAUUAAGGGACUGGGACUAAACGCUACGCUUUCCGGCUGACUUUAUAAAAGAAAAAAAAAGAAAGAAAAAAAUAAUAAAUCGAUUUUGGAGCCUUAAUUUUUUUGUGAACUUAACAAAGGAUGUAUUUCUUCUAAAAGCCUUGUUUGAAACGCUGGAAACUUUUCCACAGAAAUGGAAGGGAAUUUUCCAUGGAUUAUUUUGUCAUUUUUAUUCUUUAUACAUAUCAGCGAAGGGUUCCGUUGUAUGGAUAAAAACAGACCCUGUGAAAAUGGAGGAACAUGCAUAGAUUCGCCCUCUCGAUGCAUAUGUCGUCCCGGAUUCAUUGGUCCUCUCUGUAAACAUCUGGAUCCUUGUCAUCGGUCGCCAUGUCUGAAUGGGGCAGCUUGCAAGAGCCAGGUGGUCAAUGAUAUUCCACAGUACACAUGUGUGUGCCAGAGAGGGUUCAGAGGCCAAGACUGCUCCCUCAUAGAUGCCUGUGCUACAAGUCCCUGUGCCAAUGGGGCCCGCUGUGUCAAUUGGAAUAACCAUUACAACUGCUCCUGCCCACCUGGCUUCCAGGGAAAGAACUGUCGCAAUGACAUUGAUGAGUGUCGCAAGCCGGGCGUGUGCCUCAAUGGUGGCCUCUGCAUAAACACCCAUGGGUCAUUCCGCUGUCAGUGCCACCCAGGACACAGUGGGCGUACAUGUGAAGUGUCCACCCAACCCUGUGCCCCAUCUCAGUGCGUUAAUGGUGGCACCUGUCGACAGACCAGCGACCAUUCCUAUGAGUGUGCUUGCCUACCAGGGUUUGAGGGACACAACUGUGAGAAUAAUGUGGAUGACUGUCCAGGCCACAAGUGCAUGAACGGAGGAAUAUGUGUGGAUGGAGUCAAUACCUACAACUGCCAGUGUCCACCCGAGUGGACAGGACAAUACUGUGCCGAGGAUGUCAAUGAGUGUCUCAUGCAACCCAACGCCUGCCAUAAUGGGGGUACUUGCUUCAACACCAUUGGUGGUCAUACCUGUGUCUGUGUUAAUGGUUGGACUGGAGACGACUGCAGUGAGAACAUUGAUGACUGUGCAAUAGCAGUUUGCUUUAACGGUGCCACCUGCCAUGACCGUGUAGCAUCUUUCUUCUGCGAGUGUCCAGUUGGAAAGACAGGCUUGCUGUGCCACCUUGAUGAUGCAUGUGUGAGCAAUCCCUGUAACGAGGGUGCUGUGUGUGAUACUAAUCCCCUUAAUGGUCGCGCCAUUUGUACCUGCCCUGCUGGUUUUGUGGGAGGUGCCUGCAACCAGGACAUGGAUGAAUGUUCAAUUGGUGCGAACCCAUGUGAGCAUUUUGGGAAAUGUGUGAAUACAGAGGGCUCCUUCCAGUGUCAGUGUGGUCGGGGAUAUGCUGGACCACGUUGUGAAAUUGAUAUCAAUGAAUGCCUUUCCAUGCCCUGCCAGAACGAUGCCACCUGCUUGGACCGCAUUGGAGAGUUCACGUGCAUCUGCAUGCCAGGCUACAUGGGGACUUACUGUGAGAUUGACGUAGAUGACUGUGAGAGCAACCCCUGUGUGAACGAUGGCAUCUGUCGGGACAUGGUCAAUGGCUUCUCAUGCACCUGCCAGCCAGGGUUUACUGGCACCAUGUGUCAAAUCGACAUAGAUGAGUGCGCUAGCACGCCCUGCCAGAAUGGAGCAAAAUGCUACGACCGACCCAACGGGUUUGAGUGCCGUUGUGCUGAAGGUUAUGAAGGGACACUCUGCGAGAGCAACAUCAACAACUGUCAGCCAGACCCAUGCCAUCAUGGUACCUGCAUAGAUGGCAUUGCUAGCUACACAUGUAAUUGUGAUCCUGGAUACACAGGCUAUCGCUGUGAGAAUCAGCUCAAUGAGUGCCACAGCAACCCUUGUCAGAAUGGGGGCAAGUGUGUGGACCUGGUCAAUAAAUAUAUCUGCCAGUGUCAACAUGGAACCUCAGGUACAAACUGUGAGAUAAACUUUGAUGACUGUGCCAGUAAUCCAUGUGAUUAUGGCAUCUGCAAAGAUGGCAUCAACCGCUAUGACUGUGUUUGCAAACCUGGCUUUACUGGUCCCAAAUGUAAUGUGGAAAUAGAUGAAUGUGCAUCUAGCCCCUGUAGAAAUGGAGGAACAUGUGUUGAUGAAGAGAAUGGAUUUCGCUGCCAGUGUCCUGAGGGCUUUAAGCCUCCUUACUGUUACUCCCAAGUGGAUGAGUGUGGCAGCAGCCCAUGUGUCCAUGGCUCAUGCAGGGAUGACAUCAGUGGUUACCGCUGUGACUGUGAGCCUGGAUGGGUUGGGAAGAACUGUGACUUGGACAGGAAUGACUGUUUGCCAAGCCCUUGCCAAAAUGCUGGCACAUGCAUAGAUCAGCUCAACGGUUUCUCCUGCAAGUGCCGUCAAGGCUUCAGAGGGAACCUCUGCCAAGUGAAUAUCAAUGAAUGUGCAUCCAGCCCCUGUCUGAACAAGGGUACAUGUGUAGAUGGCGUAGCAAGUUUCACCUGUCUGUGUGAGCUUCCGUACAGUGGACCCACUUGUGCUGAGGUUCUCACCCCGUGCUCCCCUAAUCCCUGUGCCAAUCAUGCAGUUUGCACCCAUACACCAGACUAUCUGGGCUAUCAGUGUAACUGUCAGCCAGGGUGGCAAGGUCAGUUGUGUAACAUAGAUGUGAAUGAAUGCAACUCAAACCCCUGCAAAAACCGUGGGACCUGCACCAACACGCUUGGAGGCUUCGUGUGUUCUUGCAGAGCAGGAUAUACUGGGGUGACCUGUGAAACAGAUAUCAAUGACUGUGUGCCAAAUCCCUGCUUAAGUGGAGGUUCAUGCACAGACGGCGCGAACUCCUACCACUGUAGCUGCCUGCCAGGCUUCACAGGACCCCAGUGUGCUCUAGAGAUCAACGAAUGCCAGAGUUCUCCCUGUAAAAAUGGAGGCACCUGCACAGACUAUGUUAACUCCUACACUUGUACGUGUCGGCCUGGUUUUACUGGCAUCCACUGUGAAACCAACAUUCCGGAUUGCACUGAAAGCUCCUGCUUCAAUGGAGGGACAUGCACAGAUAAAAUCAAUGGCUAUUCCUGUACCUGCCGGUCAGGCUUCACUGGCUCUCACUGCCAAUACGAAGUUAAUGAGUGUGACUCCCAGCCCUGUCUCAAUGGAGGUAUCUGCCAAGAUGCACUGGAGUCCUUCCGCUGCUCUUGCCCAAGAGGUUAUAUGGGCAACCGCUGCCAGACACCAGUCGAUUGGUGCAGACGCUCGUCACCAUGCCAACAUGGAGGACGCUGUCGCCUAAAGGAUGCUUCUUUUGUCUGUGAUUGUACUAAUGGUUGGUCUGGACGUUACUGUGACAUUCCCAGAGUGUCUUGUGAGACAGCUGCUCGUCAGCGAGGGAUCCAAACAGAUGAACUAUGCCACCAUGGUGGUCACUGUGUCAAUACAGGGAUUGCCCACUAUUGUAAAUGUCCUGCUGACUACACUGGAAGCUACUGUGAAAGCCAAGUGGACCACUGUGAAGACAACCCUUGUCGCAAUGGCGCCACCUGCAGGGGAUAUGUUGGUGGAUACCAGUGUGAUUGUAUGCCCGGCUAUACUGGACAAAACUGUGAGAUAGAAAUCAACGAAUGCCAGUCCCAUCCAUGCCAAAAUGGAGGCACGUGCAUUGAUCUAGUGGGACAUUAUAUCUGCUCCUGUCCCCCUGGCACACUGGGUGUUCUGUGUGAAAUCAAUGAGGAUGAUUGCGCUCCACCUCUGAGGUUGCGCAGUGCUCCUCCAAAGUGCCUUAACAAUGGCACCUGUGUGGAUAGAGUUGGUGGUUAUCGCUGCAACUGCCCCCCUGGUUUCACAGGAGAAAGAUGUGAGGGUGACAUAAACGAGUGUCUUUCGAACCCUUGCAGUCUCUCCAACAGCCUUGACUGCAUCCAAUUGCCUAACGAUUACCUGUGUGUCUGCAAGCCUGGCUUCACAGGUCGGAGGUGCCAGAACAGGUUCAGCGUCUGUGAGUCUCAACCUUGUCAGAAUGGAGGAGCCUGUUCUGUAACUAGCAGCUCUUCCUUGGGAUACACCUGCACAUGUCAGCUUGGUUAUACUGGCCCAAGCUGUGAGAGGAGUAUGUCUUGUCGGGAGCUGUCCUGCUACAAUGGAGGGAACUGUGCACUUACCACAAGGGGAGCGCGAUGCACCUGCCUUCCAGGUUUUGGCGGACCCCAGUGUCAGCAUCGCAGUAAUGAAGGAUGUUCCUCCAAACCAUGCAGGAAUGGAGGGUUGUGCACUGAAGAGACCACCUUUCCAUUCUUCCACUGCCAGUGUCCCAGCGGCUGGUCAGGAAAACGAUGUGAGCAGAACAGCAGAGCUGAGCUCCCUGUGCCCUCAUGUCCACUGGCAGAAUGUCAUAGCAAAGCCAAUGACAGUAUUUGUGACAAGGAAUGUAAUACAUACCUUUGUCGCUGGGAUGGUGGUGACUGCUCCUUAGCAAUGAACCCCUGGGCUCGUUGUGCAGACCCUUUCUGCUUGCGUGCCUUUAACAAUAGCCAAUGUGAUGAGUCCUGUAACAAUGCUGAAUGUCUGUAUGACAACUUUGACUGCAGAACCAAGGAGAAAGUUUGCAAUCCAAUAUAUGAGGCCUAUUGCAUUGACCACUAUGCUGAUGGACAGUGUGACCAGGGAUGCAACUCAGAAGAAUGUGGCUGGGAUGGCUUGGACUGUGCACCGAAGGUUCCAGAAGACCUUGCUGAUGGUGUCUUGGUUUUGGUAGUUCUUCUGCCACCAGAGGAGCUUGUCCGUACUGGCACAGCGUUUUUGCAGAAAUUAAGUGCUAUACUGCACACUUCAGUGCGCUUUAGGCUGGACCCUAAUGGAGAAGCAAUGAUCCGUCCCUACACCCGCAAAGAGGCACGCCUUAAGCGAGAAUUAGAGCCUCAACAGGAGGUCAUCGGGUCCAUAGUCUAUGUUGAGAUAGACAACCGUUUGUGCUCUCAGGGUUCUGAUAACUGUUUCCAGACAGCUGACGAUGCUGCAGAGUAUCUUGGAGCUCUGUCUGCAGUAGAAAUGCUCCACUUCCCUUAUCCCCUCAAACAAGUCCGUGGUGAAAAAAUCCCCUCUGAUAUUGAUUCCAUACCGCUUUGGGGCAAACUGAUGCUGGCAGGGAUAGUUUCUCUUUUCAUCAUGAUCAUCCUUGUGAUAGGCAUGUUGAUUACUCGUAGAAAGCGGGAGCACAGCACCCUCUGGUUCCCUGAAGGCUUCUUCCUCAAGAAGGAACCAAGCAGCAACAAGAACCGCAGAGAACCCGUGGGUCAGGAUGCUCUAGGAAUGAAACACAUGCCAAAAACUGUGGAGGAGUCUCUUCUUGGAGAUCAUAGUGACCAGUGGAUGGACUCAGACUGCCCAGAACCAAAAAGGCUCAAGGUUGAAGAGCCGAGUAUGCUGUCGGACAGUGAAGAUGCAGUUGACUGCCGACAGUGGACACAGCAUCACCUUGCGGCUGCUGACAUUCGCGUACCACCCACCAUGGCCCUGACACCACCUCAAGGAGAAUUUGAAAGUGACUGCAUGGAUGUUAAUGUCCGAGGCCCAGAUGGUUUUACACCUCUGAUGCUGGCAUCAUUUUGUGGAGGCGGGUUAGAGCCUGAGGUUGCAGAGGAGGAAGAGAAUGAGGAGUGUUCUGCCAACAUCAUCUCUGACUUAAUCUACCAGGGUGCGUCCCUCGCUGCUCAGACAGACCGGACUGGCGAGACAGCUCUCCAUCUGGCUGCUCGCUACGCCCGUGCUGAUGCUGCUAAGAGGCUGCUGGAUGCUGGGGCAGAUGCAAAUGCUCAAGACAACACAGGACGCACCCCACUACAUGCUGCAGUAGCUGCAGAUGCACAGGGUGUCUUCCAGAUUCUGAUACGAAACCGUGCCACAGAUCUUGACUCCCGUAUGUAUGAUGGCUCCACUGCACUGAUUCUGGCUGCACGGCUGGCAGUAGAGGGCAUGGUUGAGGAACUCAUCACUUGUCAUGCUGAUGUCAAUGCAGUUGAUGAACUGGGUAAAUCUGCCUUGCACUGGGCUGCUGCAGUCAACAAUGUAGAUGCCACUGUUGCCCUGCUAAAGAACGGCGCAAACAAAGAUAUGCAAGAUCUCAAGGAAGAGACCCCUCUCUUCCUUGCAGCUCGUGAGGGCAGCUGUGAGGCUGUGAAAGUCCUACUUGCUCACUUUGCAAACAGAGAAAUCACAGACCACAUGGACAGGUUGCCAAGAGACAUUGCUCAGGAGCGAAUGCACCAUGACAUUGUACAGCUUCUUGAUGAAUACAACACAGUAAGGAGUCCCCAGGGCCAUGGAGGGGCUGGACACCACCUCACUGGGGGGCACACUCUGUCCCCACUGAUGUGUCCACCCAGUGCCUUCCUUCCUAGUCUGAAGAACACCCCACAGGGGAAGAAGAACCGUCGGCCUGGGGCCAAGGGUUCUAGCCUGGGAGCCCAGCAUGCUACCAGUCUGAAGGAGUCAGUAAAGGCACGCAACAAAAAGCUGACUCUGGACAUGCAGAGUGCCUUACUGGAUAGCUCAGUGACUCUGUCCCCAGUUGACUCACUGGACUCCCCCCACGGGGGAGCUAGCAAUGCUGGUUAUAUCACUAACCCCACUUCUCCUGUGGCCAUGCAGUCACCGGGGCUUUUUCAUUCAUCCCUGUCAGUGCCUAACACCCCAAUGGUACAUAGUAGCAUGUUGGAAGGAGGGGGCCCCUUUGCUGUGUCUCUUGCCCAAAUCAGUGAAUUAGGAGCUGGAGGGAUGCCCUUGCAGGGUCGUGUCUCUAUGGCUUCAGAUGUCAACCAUGGCUAUGUGCUGAGUUCAGGCCAGAUGGGGCUCAGCAUGGGUAUGGUCAGUCCUGUCAGUGUGCCCUUUGACUGGCACAACCGCAUGCCCCCUUCCUCCCAGUGUGGUCAGCAGGUUGUUAAUAUUGUGCAGAAUAGCCAAGCAGGCAUGCACCCCCAGAGCCCAGCCAUGCAGCAGCAAAACAUGCUGAUGCACCAACAGCAGCUCUACCGUAGCCCCAUGCUGCAGCCCACGCCUGUUACCUCCACACCUACUAUCAGCCCAGUAAAGUUGCCUUCCAUUGCCGAGCAACAGCAGCAGCAGCUCAUGAAUCACAGCAUCACCAACCAGCAAAGCAUUGCCCGCAUGGGAACCUCCACUCCACCGACACCCCAGACCUCACAGCCAGCACCAUCCUUCUUCCAGCAGCAGCAGCUGUCUCAGCAACCCUCUCAGCAGCAGCCUCCUGCUCAACCCACCCAAGGAGCUACACCAGCAGCCCAGCCCACUCAAGCUCUUCCCUCCCAGCCAAGUGGCAGCACUGCAGGGAAGGAGGAUUAUCCAACCCCUCCCUCCCAGCACAGCUACUCAUCCGCACUAGAUGCCACACCCAAGCAUUACCACAAUUUGCCCAGUGAGCACCCCUAUCUGACCCCAUCUCCAGAGUCUCCUGAGCACUGGUCCAGUCCUUCUCCUCACUGUGUCUCUGAUUGGUCAGAUUCAACACCCAGCCCAGCAGUUGCUGUACCCAACCAGACCCAAAUUACUCAAAUUCCAGAGGCCAAUGGCAAGAUGCAGGUGUUUGCCUGAAGAUCGUAUUGCCUCGGCUUAAAAAGGGACGUGGUGUAAAAAAAUCUGUGGACUGGCUCUUGGGCUUGUCUGUGCUUUUAUGUGUCAGCCUGUUUCCAAGAUUUUCAUUGGAUUUGGAUUGACAGUGUCUAUCAAGAGGACCAUCUGCUAGUGAUUUUUGCAGAGAAAAAAAAGUAAAGGGAAAUGUGUGCUGUCUGAAAAACAGCAAACAUUUUAAUGAAGUAAUUCUGUCACAGAUGGACAUGUUUUUUAUUAUUAAAAAAAGUAUAUGAAGAAAACCAAGUCUUUCAUUUCAAAGACUUUGGGGACACGCUCCUAAAAACUAACAAACAUUUUAAAAAGUAGAUAAAGAGAAAAAGAGAAAUGUUGAAGGGAAUUCAUUUAUUUUUAUUUAUUGUUUUUAUCUAUCUGAACUGCUUUUUAGUUUUCUGUCCUAGCAAAUACAUUUCAAGAGUUGCUCGGCAGUAGUAAUGCUUGAUUGAGCUGUGCUAAAUAAUUACUUUCUAUAUGAGUGUUAUGAUCAAGAAUGUAGAUGAGUGUCUCUGAAGCACUUCAAGUGACCAGCCUCAUGGGGCAAGUCUAGGUCAAAUACAACAUUUGACUACAAUGGAUAUUUAUAAUAUAUGGGGGGCAUUUAAUCCAUGUUAAUUUUCCUUGUGACCUUAAAGAAAAGAGAAUUAAGCAGAAAAAAUGUUAUAGGUGUGAUGCUUCCAUUUUAUAGUUUCUCAUUGACCUUAAGGGGCUUUCACUGCCAGGAUAUACUGCCAACUUUGAUAACUUUCUGCUUUUAAGCAUUAUCCACUCUAUUUAUGCUUCAUACGUUUUUUUUUAAUUUGUAAAAAAUCAGCCUUUCACUGCCCUCAUUUUUUAUUUUUGGUAUUGUUUUAUAUGCUGUUUGUGGAAAACCAUAAAUAACUGUUUUUUUUUUUUCUUUUUGUUUCAAACAUCACUUGAGAUGUAUUAAGCUAUGCUUAUAACGGCUGCUGUUUUGUAUCACUUUUCUCUGCAAACAUUCCUCCAAUGUUUCUGUCAUAUUGAGUUUGGAUUCUGUGCCUAAGUUACAUCCAACACAGACCUAAAUUAAACAACAGUGUUUUUUUGUUUUUUUUGAGCUCAUAUCCUGUCCUUGAACGGACUCGAUGGACUGUCUGUAGCAGUUGGAAUCUCUGUGGUACUCUCACCUUGUCUCUGCAAGCGUCUAUGGUGGAGUAUUGGUUGAUGUGAGGGUGUGGCUGAUGGGCUGUGACUGCUUAUGCCCUGUCACUCCUCAGGGAGGUGUUUUAUGGCAUGCAGAGGGACAGUUCCCUGCAUCUACAGUAGCUUCCAGUCCAGGGAAGAAGAUAGAGAUGCAUCUUAAGAAGAUUGUUAAAAGAGACUGAGGAAGAAAACACUACUAUGUAGUGCUGUAUUUCUUUAACUUUUUGCAAAAUUCUGGGAUGACACUUCUUGUCAUUAAGCUAACACCUUGUAUAAUCUCUGACCAACUCUUUAUUUCCAUGUGACCUAAGCAUGUAGGAGAGAUUACCCUCUCUUUAACAUUAUGUGCACAUUUCAACAAAGUCUUUUGAUCAUUGUAGAGUUUUGAGAAAGCAACCUCUCAUCAUGAGCAGAGAUGAGCAGGCCACCACCCCUAGCUACUUUGGUGGUGUCUUAAACACUGCCCUUAGUUGUAUCAUAGACCAAGUUUAUCCUUAAUUCAUUGUUUUAUGUUCAUUAUAGUUACUGUUCUGUCAGAUGUGGCGAGCAUGAUGUUCUUGGUUCAGUUCCUGUUGUACUUACAAGUAAAACAGUUAUUUUCUUUGUUUGCUUGAUUUAAUUUUAUAUAUAACUGGUCUUACUAUUCCCCUGCCAGGUCGCACUAAGUGUUUUGUACAUUCAACCUCUCAGUUUCUGUUUGUAAAUAUGUUUGUUCUGAGUAGAUUGUUGCUUAAGAAGUCUUAUGUUUCUAAAAUAAUUAUGUACUAAAAACGACAAAAAUAAACUGUACUUCAUUUAGCAUUAUUUGAAGCCAAGGUUAUGACUGAUAUUUUAUUGGUCCUGGUAUUAGAACAGUUAUAGAUUUUCUAUCAAUAUUCAUUUCUAUACUUGUUUAAAAGUAGUUAAAAAUCAUACAUAAAAUCUCUCUACAGUUUGUCUUUCUACAGUCAAAAGUUGUAAAAUAAGUCACUUAUAAAUAAAAAAAAACUGUAGGGAACUACA